Molecule: messenger RNA, 1452 nt
Organism: Metschnikowia bicuspidata var. bicuspidata NRRL YB-4993
Lineage: Eukaryota; Fungi; Ascomycota; Pichiomycetes; Serinales; Metschnikowiaceae
Gene: PTC2
Product: type 2C protein phosphatase
Exons: 1
Coding region: 1-1452 (483 amino acids)
Biological process (GO): protein dephosphorylation
Molecular function (GO): protein serine/threonine phosphatase activity; cation binding
Source: RefSeq, a predicted model, not a curated record
AUGGGUCAAAUUCUUUCGCAGCCCGAGACGGAAAAACACUCAGAAGUCGAUUCCGACAAAUACUUGGCGUACGGCUUGUCAUGUAUGCAAGGGUGGAGAAUCAACAUGGAGGAUGCCCAUGCCACAAUCUUAAACUUACACAAAGACAACGAGAACGAAGAGCACGUUGCUUUUUUCGGUGUCUACGACGGCCACGGAGGCGAGAAAUCCGCCAUCUUCACCGGGUUGCGCUUGCACGACUUAAUCCGUGCCACCGACGCCUUCAAAAAGAAGGACUACCCCAACGCCUUGAGAGACGGCUUUUUGCUGUGUGACCAAGCGAUCCUACAGGACGUUGAGACCCGCAACGACGACAGCGGAUGUGCGGCCACGUCCGCCAUUAUCACCCCGAGCCAAAUUAUAUGCGGCAAUGCCGGAGACUCGCGUACUGUGAUGUCCGUCAACGGUUUUGCCAAGGCGUUGUCAUAUGACCACAAGCCAUUUAACGAGGGCGAGAAAGCCAGAAUCACCGCUGGUGGCGGAUAUGUGGACGCCGGCAGAGUGAACGGCAACUUGGCAUUGUCUAGAGGCAUUGGUGAUUUCAUGUUCAAGAAAAACACCGAGUUGCCGGCCGAGGAACAGAUCGUCACAUGCUAUCCGGAUGUGAUCUCGCACGACAUCGACUUUGAGAAAGACGAGUUUGUCAUUUUGGCAUGUGACGGCAUCUGGGACUGUUUGUCUUCCCAGAGCUGUGUAGAAUGUGUCAGAAGAGGUAUCUACGAGAGAAAGCCCUUCGCGCAGAUCUGUGAGGAGAUUAUGGAGUUGUGCUGCGCACCAACAUCCGACGGAUCUGGAAUCGGUUGCGAUAACAUGUCCAUUCUCAUCGUGGCCUUGUUAGACCACGAGAACAACGAAACCCUUGACCAAUGGUACGACAAGAUCAUUGAGAAGGUCGACUUGCACACGGAGCAGAUGGAGGCCAUAAGGGGUAAGGAAGACGACGUCAACGCUUACCUCGAAGUGGAGUAUGGUCCCAUUUCUCCCGUCUACAACGACUUGUACAGGGACAUCUUCGGCGAGUACUACACCAUCGGACAACAGGGAAAUGGAGGUGAACACGCGAAGAGUGGCGGUGGGUAUUCGAUGUUCGGAAACAUGGGGUCGCGUAAUGGACCCAGUAACGAAGAAGACACCGACGAGGAUUUGACCACGCGCGGGAAGAGCAGUGAGGAAAACGAGCUCGACACCGGUGCCAUCUCCUUGCAAAAGUUAUUGUCCAGCAACAUGAUCACCAACGAAAAUGGCGUUAUCUACUUAGACACCUCGUCUGCUCAGUCCUUGUUGGCUUCAUUUGGGAUGGGCGCCAGCGGCCUGGAGGAAGGUGACGAGCAGGAUAGAGAGAGCGACGACUCCGUGCAUCAAAAACAUAUCGAGGAGGUCGACGAGGAAGAUGACUCUGAGGCUGCGUCAUAA